CUCUUCGUAGCGUCGGGCACCAACACGUGUGGUGUGUACGUUUAAAGUAGUGAUCGUCAUUAUUAUGAUCGGUUAUGAUAUUUCUAGAUGAGUGUACCAUAACUUAGUUACGUUGCAUCUUGAAAAAUGGUCCAGCUUGAGCGUGAAGAGUCUGUAAAUGAUAAGGGUUAUGUCUGUCAUCAAUUUCUUAAGAAAUAAGGUCAACAUUUUCAGUAGUGAAUUGCCCAUUUUUACGUAAUUUGUGUUUAUAUUGUGGUAGGACGAAUUUUUAUUUAUAUGGCAGUGAGUUUGCGAAAAUAAGGUUAUAGAAGAGUUGUCACGCCUCACAUGACAGCGCAUUUAGCACAGAUUACCCGUUAUUGUUUACUCGCAUAGACUUGAAAGAUGACUCAUUGUGUAAUUAACUGCAGAUAAACCAGCGACUCAGAUGAGCUUCACCGUACACGGGCGUAAAUUCAAAUGUGAGUUGAAUCAGGUAGACAGAGCCUUGAAGCGUAGCUACAAAUUAUAACCACGAAAAGUUUAAUGUAGAAUACUCUCCGUUCCAUUGUGAUCAUACGAAUGAAGUGCAGAAUAUAAAUAUCGCAAAACUAGUUCAUUCACGUGAGUAUGUACACGAAAGUAAAAGGCCUCUCACUUUGUCAGGUUUCCUUGAAGAUGGGAAAUAUAGUCACAUUCUACGAAUUUUGAAGUGUGAAGUUUGAAAUCAGAUGUUCAGUACAACGUAAAUAGAACCCAGGAGCACAGCGUGGCAGCCAGCAUUGGUGAAGUUUUUCUGUUAUCUUGUAGGCUAAGCCUAGUUAGUGGCCUACGGAUAAGUACAGCAGUCAGACAAGUAAAAAGUACCACAAGAAGAAUUAAAAAAUGACAGAAAGCAAGCCAUCCAGAGUGAUUGGUUAUUGGAUGUCUGAAAAGAAGAGCCAAAAACUUAAUUGGACAGAAUUUGGAAGUGUAUGCAGGAAAUAUGGAUUUGAUUUAGUUAAGCUGGACUUGAAUCAACCACUGGAAGGGCAGGGACCAUUCACAGUGAUUUUGCACAAGCUCACAGACAUCAUAGCCUUGACAAAUCAAGGAGACCCCAAGGCCCGUGUUAUGAUCUCCCAUGUUGAGUCAUACAUUAAUGAUCAUCCAGAAGUGGCUAUUAUUGAUCCACUAGAUAAUGUCCGCAAAUUGUUGGAUCGCUACAGAUAUUACAGUAUUAUACACAACAGUGACCUUGAGAAAGCAGAUGUCUUUAUGCCUUCAUUUGUGGAAUUAACAUCAAGUGAUUGCAAAGAAAACCUUAAAACUUUAAGGUUAGCUGGUGUGGACUUUCCAUUUGUGUGCAAGCCUUCAGUUGCUCAUGGAUCCAGCAAUGCCCACAAGAUGGCAGUAAUAUUUAAUGAGAAAGGGGUGAAGGAUUGCCGUCCGCCCUGUGUCGCACAGAGUUUCAUCAAUCAUAAUGCCAUCUUAUACAAAAUAUAUCUGGUUGGAGAUGAAUAUUUUGUUGUAGAUAGGCCAUCACUGAAGAACUUCUAUCCAAGUGACCGUGAGACAAUCUUCUUUGAUAGUCAUGAUGUUUCCAAAGCAGAUUCUACAUCCAGUCUAAGUAUUCUGGAUCCGAGUGACAAGAUGAUAUUGCCUUCUCGCCCUGAUCCUGCAAAACUACAACGAAUUGUCUGCACAUUAAGGAAGGAGCUUGGAAUGUCAUUAUUGGGAAUUGAUGUGAUUAUUGAAAAUGGCAGCGGGCGAUAUGGCAUCAUAGAUAUCAAUGCAUAUCCAGGUUAUGAUGGCUACCCAAACUUCUUUGACAGCCUUAUGAACUGCAUAUUGGAGACAGUCAAUCAUCAUCCAUGCACAGUCUACAAACCAGACCUGUCAAGUACCCAGUUCUGUCUUCCUCUCACAAAGCACACCGCAGAAAGUAAGAACAGUCAUAUAAUGUCACCAGGAAGUGGUGAUCAGGAUGACUCAGGUUUUGACACUGGUGAUUCAAGUGAUGAGAAAAAGAAGCGGAACUUGUCAGUGGGAUCCACUACUGAACCAGGAUAGCUCAGUCGGUAUGGUGAUGGGCUAUGGGUGGGAGAGCCACAGAAUCCAAGUGUGAUUCCCAGUGGGCAGGAGGUAUUUCUCUUCUUCACAGCUUCCAGGCAGGCUCUGGGGCACAAAGCUGAUCACUGAACUUCAUCUUUUGCCAAGAUUUAGGAUACAUGGAGCUAUGCUUCCACUCCCCCAUCUGUUUUCAUUGUGUGGUGCUUAAUUAAGCACAGGGUCAGCACUACCUUACCUUGUGUAUUUCUUUUAGUAGUACAUGUUAGUGAAAUGCUUGCUUAUAGCUUUAUGUAUAUAUUUCACGUGAACAAAAAUGGUUGUUUACUGGCCAGUGAAUGGUGAGACGAUAUAAAUGCUGUUUGUAUGGUUAAGUCAUUAUACAGCUAUUGGUACCUAAGAAAAGACACUGUUAUUACUUUCAUAGGCACAUUUCAUAACAACACAUAAGUGCCUAAUAUCUCUUCUACAUGUGUUUGUCUACAUACAUAUAAUAAUUCUGUUCUGAUUAAAUCUAUUUUGACAAAGUUGUAGGUUUACAAUUCUCAACGAAAUCGGAUUUUGAUACCAAAUUUGAUAUAUUCCUUAUAUCAGGGCCUAUUUUUGUGUUUUAAAUAUAUUGCAGUGUUGUACAGGUUGAAGUAUGUUUUAGAUAGAAUUUGUAAAUUCUGUUUUUUCUUAGAUACACUUUUUAAUGGGUCUUUUUGUUUUCAAGAUGAUAGCCAAAUAGUAGAAGGACUUUAUAUGAAAUGUGCCUGUUCUUACCUUUUGCAUUUCAAGCAUUGAUGAACAAUAAUAUUGUGAAUGUAGUACAAAGAGAGUGCCUGUAGAUUACAGUGAACAGCAGGUUGGCACCACUAAUGUUAAUUAGAAGUCAUGACUUUUUGUGAAAAGUUAUGUGACCAAUUAAUGACUGUUGGUUUUGCUAUAGAGCAUUGUAGAUAACUUAUAUAAGACUGGGUGUGUGUAUACAAUAGUUCUUUGCAGUUUUCCAAACAUGCUGUAACAACUGUAUUCAUUAAAUAUAUAUUAUUUGACAAUUUUGA
Molecule: messenger RNA, 3074 nt
Organism: Cryptotermes secundus
Lineage: Eukaryota; Metazoa; Arthropoda; Insecta; Blattodea; Kalotermitidae
Product: inositol-tetrakisphosphate 1-kinase
Exons: 10
Coding region: 865-2031 (388 amino acids)
Biological process (GO): inositol trisphosphate metabolic process
Cellular component (GO): cytoplasm
Molecular function (GO): ATP binding; inositol-1,3,4-trisphosphate 6-kinase activity; inositol-1,3,4-trisphosphate 5-kinase activity
Source: RefSeq, a predicted model, not a curated record